GCCCGGCCCCAUGCCCCUGCUGCACCUCAGAGCUCGCGAAUGUGUACACCCUUUAAAGCCCCACCAUUUCCCACGCGCUGGCCAUUUCAGUACCCGCCAGAGCUGCUGGGCCCGAGCCUAGUGAAUGAUGCCAUCUCAGGCCUAGAUCUGAAUGUCGUUAUUGUAUGUUAAGCGCGCUGAGAUUUUUUACUGCAUGAUUUGUCUCCACAACUGCACAACUCACAAACACUUGAGAUCUCUUCUUCUAUGUCGUACCACAAAAAUCAACUUCCGCAUCGUACAUUCUGUUUUCGAAACGUCGUUGACACGUUAAGUAUUUCUGGUGACAGAAUAGUAGCCGCCCAAGUACUAUUGCUUCUAGUAUCAUUAAAGCCACAAUCAUUUAGUCAAAUAUUUAUCAACCUCUGACCUCACUAUCAUGACCACUAGUACUGUUCCAUCUGCAAGUCAGUGGGGAUCCCCUACUGCAAACAAAAGAGCACUCCUUAUACAUGGUUUAAAUUCGUCUUCGCACACUUUCCACCGUGUUGCAUCGGCGCUUGCAGCCAAAGGAUACUUGGUAGUUGCUCCGAAUCUUCUUGGUCAUGCUCUCAGGAACACUGGAGUUGACUUCAAAGUCCAGACACUGGCAGAUGACCUCUUACCGUACCUUCAAGCUGCCGAGUAUGAUAUCGUCAUCGGCCACUCAGUGGGUGCACUCGUGGUACUAUCGCUUCUCAAGUACCUGCCAAAAACUAAACCUACUUCGGUGGUUCUUAUCGACCCAUCUCUGGAAAUAACUGCAGAGCAGAUGGUGAAUGGGAGAAUCAGGUUUUCCAAUGAUGUCAGAACCAACCCCACUGCAGAAGAUUAUAUAGCAUUGAAUCCUCUAUGGACGAGAGAAGAUGCUAUCUGGAGAGUGUUAGGGACCCAGAUUGGAAGAUCAACCAACUCCGAUGAUCACAUCGAUGUCAGUGUUUGCGAGUGGUGUUCUACCAGAAUAAAGGGUGCUGAUGUUUGAAUCGGUCCAGGGUAACGUGCCGUGGUCAUUUUCGCAUCUGAUCGCCGACAAGCCCGCUGCUGCCGCAUUGACGAUUCUGGUUGGCGAACCUUCCAAGCUUGAGUCCAUCGCAAAAU
Molecule: messenger RNA, 1116 nt
Organism: Suillus discolor
Lineage: Eukaryota; Fungi; Basidiomycota; Agaricomycetes; Boletales; Suillaceae
Product: Alpha/Beta hydrolase protein
Exons: 2
Coding region: 419-1000 (193 amino acids)
Source: RefSeq, a predicted model, not a curated record